AUGGGCUUCUCAAAGCUUGCCGCGUCUGUCGCUGCCCUCGCGCUGCUGGGCCAGGUCAACGCUUCAUUGCCCCCCAUCGUCAAGAAGGGCACCAAGUUCUUCUACGAGAACGGCACUCAAUUCUUCAUCAAGGGUGUUGCCUACCAGCAGCACACCGGCGCUGCAGGUACCACCUCUGGCACUACCUACGUCGAUCCUCUCGCCGACGAGGACUCCUGCACGCGUGAUGUGCCCCUCCUGAAGGCCCUUGGCACCAACACCAUCAGAACCUACGCCAUCGACCCUACUCUUGACCACAGCGCGUGCAUGAAACUGCUGGAUGCUGCCGGCAUCUACGUUAUUUCCGAUCUGAGCGAGCCGUCCCUGUCUAUCGAACAGGACAGCCCCAAGUGGAACACUGAGCUGUACUCCCGCUACACCGAUGUCAUUGACGAGCUUAGUCAGUACGACAAUGUCAUUGGCUUCUUUGCCGGCAACGAAGUCACGAACAACGCUUCUAACACCGCCGCAUCGGCUUUCGUGAAGGCCGCUGUCCGUGAUACCAAGGCCUACAUCACCGACAAGGGUUACCGAUGGAUGGGUGUUGGUUACGCCGCCAAUGAUGACGCCGAUAUCCGUGCAAACAUUGCGCACUACUUCAACUGCGGUGAAGACGAGCAGUCCAUUGAUUACUGGGGCUACAACAUCUACGAGUGGUGCGGUCAGAACACCUUUGAGGGUUCCGGUUACGCCACUCAGGUCGACUUCUUCAAGAACUACUCCGUCCCCGUCUUCUUCGCCGAGUAUGGCUGCAACACCCAAGGCGGUGCUGCCAAGCGUAUUUUCCAGGAGACUACUGCUCUCUACUCUGACGAUAUGACUGGCGUCAUUUCCGGCGGUAUCGUCUACAUGUACUUCCAAGAGUCCAAUGACUACGGUCUCGUCAGCGUCUCCGGCACCAAGGCCUCUACUCUGGCUGAUUACAACUCUCUGAGCUCUAGAGUUGCGGCUGCAACCCCAAGCUCCACCUCGAUGGACGCUUACACACCGAGCAACACAGCAGCUGCCUGCCCCGACGUGUCUGAUGACUGGCAGGCUUCCUCGAACCUUCCCCCUACGCCAGAUGCCAACCUUUGCUCAUGCAUGUACAGCUCUUUAACAUGCGUGCCCAAGGCCGGCUUGAACACGACUGCCUACGGGGACAUCUUCGGCUUCAUCUGCGGUACCGAUGGAAGCCCAUGCGCCGGCAUCGACGCCAACGCAACCACCGGUGUCUAUGGCGCUUACUCUAUGUGCAAUGCCACCGAGCAGCUGGGCUAUGUUCUCGAUGUCUACUACAAGGGUCAGGGCUCUCAGUCCUACGCUUGUGACUCUGAUGGCCAGGCGACUACCACCUCCGCUGCCGUUGCCUCUGGCUGCUCGGCGUCGCUGGCUAGUGCCAGCUCGGCCAACAGCGUUGCUGCAACUGGUACUGGUGGUAGCAGCUCUGCUACCAGCAGCAACAUUGCCGCGCCUAUCCCGAUGAAGAACCUCAUGACCGUCGGCGACCUGGCUGUGGGUAUGUAUGCGGUUGUUGCCAUGGGUGCUGGAGCUGCCAUGGUUCUCUUGUAA
Messenger RNA from Phaeoacremonium minimum UCRPA7, 1590 nucleotides. RefSeq names its product putative glycoside hydrolase family 72 protein. NCBI's taxonomy places the organism in Eukaryota, Fungi, Ascomycota, Sordariomycetes, Togniniales, Togniniaceae. Gene Ontology annotation, biological process: fungal-type cell wall (1->3)-beta-D-glucan biosynthetic process. The transcript is spliced from 3 exons. Gene Ontology annotation, cellular component: fungal-type cell wall; cytoplasm. The record is from RefSeq and is a predicted model, not a curated record. Bases 1 to 1590 code for a protein of 529 amino acids. Gene Ontology annotation, molecular function: 1,3-beta-glucanosyltransferase activity.